AUGACUGUCCAUGAAGCGUCUGGUCCUAUUCUAGUCAACCGCCGACGCCUCCAGACCCACGUCGCCUUGAGCUGUCGAAGGCCGUGGGCGUCUAUCGAACAUUCACCUCCAAAGCCCUUUGAGCCGUCCUUCAGCGCGUGGUCCACCGCCGCGUGUGCUCAAGAACUCCUCCGAACCGACUGCCGAGUGCGGACCAUUACCAAGAGGCCAGCCAAGGGUUUGGUCAUCGGCCCACACCAGGCAAUCGCCAGCGUCAAAGGUGUUGCAUCCUCAACCGCAGACUCUCUGUCCUCUGCCCUCUGCUCCCCGUUUUCUUGCCCUCUCCAAGCAACACCUCGGUCGGUUGAGGACAUUUUUGUCGCCAUACCCAAUCUCUACUCUCGAAGCCACCGUCCGGACCUCCUCGAGCAAUACUCGCCUCCUCUUGGCUGGCCUUGUCCAGUCCCAGUCGCAUUCGUUUGCCCCCGCGACAAACGACAACGGUUCGCUCCCACCCGCACAGGCGCAAACCAAACACUCGACGCUUCUGACGGCCUCAAGAGACAAACCGUCGCCAUGGCCGAAAAUGCCGAGACAAGUGGCGAUAAGCACGUCACCUUCAAGGUGAAGACAUCUGCCGACAGCAACCACACCAUCACAAUGGCCGAGUCGGCCACCGUCUCGGAGCUCAAGACCAAGCUUGCUGGCCAAGAUUUCGAGCACAUCCCUGUCGAGAGACAACGCCUCAUCUACUCUGGCCGCGUCAUGAAGAAUGACGAGACCCUCGGAUCCUACAACAUCAAGCAGAACAACACCAUCCACAUGGUCAAGAGCGCAGCGAGCAACCCUACCCAGCAGACCUCGACAUCCGGUUCCACCCCUCGAGCCGUUCCAGACAACAUUUCGGCUGGAACCAACCCCAACGAUCCGCUAGCUGGCCUGACCGGCGCCCGUUACGCCGGCCACCAGAUCAACUUCCCGGGCAUGGACAUGUUCGGCCCAGAUGGCGGUAUGGGUCCCCCCAUGGACGAGGAGCGCAUCCAACGUAUGAUGUCAGACCCCAAUGUUCAGCAGUCCAUGAACGAGGCCUUGAACAAUCCCGACUUUGUCAACAUGCUCAUCGAAUCGAACCCAAUGCUCCGCAACAUGCCCAACGCAAGAGAAAUCAUCACAUCCCCGUUUAUGCGACAGAUGAUGAGCAACCCACAGAUGAUGGGCCAAGCCAUGCGUAUGCAACGAAAUAUGCGUGGGGGAGACUCAUCUUUCCCUGCCCCUGGCGCCACCGAUACCACGCCAGAUGCUGCUGCUGGCGGCAACCGAUCCGCUGGCCAGGCGAACAACAACCAGCCACCAAAUCCUUUCAUGAACCCAUUCAUGAUGCCCGGAAUGAUGGGUGGUGCUGCUGGGGGUAACAACGCCAUGAACCUUGCCCAGAUGCUUCAAAGCUUAAACGCCAUGAGCCCCAGCCCGACUGCCCAAGCUCCAACAACCAACGCUUCCACCACUGGAAACUCCCAAGGAACCACGCCAACGGCCGAGUCCCGAGAGCACCAGGCUGCUACUUCAGACACUGGAGCAGCUGGGGCUCCUCAGAACAGUCAGACCCAAAAUGCUGCCAACAACCCCUUGGCUCAAUUGUUCGCGCUGACGGGGGGCAGUGCGCUCAACGCCCACCCGAACUUUGAUCUGUUGGAGCAAAUGUCGAUGAAUCUCGGAGGCAUGGGCCCAGGUAUGCCAGCCGCAGCUCCCGACAAUCGACCGCCGGAGGAGCGAUAUGCCGAACAGCUGCGCCAGCUGAACGACAUGGGGUUCUACGACUUUGACCGAAAUGUUGCGGCCCUGCGAAGGAGUGGAGGCAGCGUGCAGGGCGCCAUCGAACACUUGCUAAGUGCUACAGAUUAA
Molecule: messenger RNA, 1881 nt
Organism: Metarhizium robertsii ARSEF 23
Lineage: Eukaryota; Fungi; Ascomycota; Sordariomycetes; Hypocreales; Clavicipitaceae
Product: Ubiquitin-associated/translation elongation factor EF1B, eukaryote
Exons: 3
Coding region: 1-1881 (626 amino acids)
Biological process (GO): ubiquitin-dependent protein catabolic process
Cellular component (GO): cytosol
Molecular function (GO): polyubiquitin modification-dependent protein binding
Source: RefSeq, a predicted model, not a curated record